GCCUUGAACAGCAAACCAACUCACCACCCCUGACACUAUGAGCUACUACGGCAGCUACUACGGAGGCCUGGGCUUUGGCUAUGGAGGCUUUGGUGGCCUGGGCUAUGGCUAUGGCUGUGGAUGUGGCAACUUCCGUGGACUGGGCUACGGCAGUGGCUAUGGAGGCUACGGAUACGGCUACCACCCGUCAUUCUAUGGAAGAUACGGAUUCUCUGGCUUCUACUGA
Messenger RNA from Propithecus coquereli (Coquerel's sifaka), 226 nucleotides. Its product is annotated as keratin-associated protein 19-3-like. The transcript has a single exon. Lineage: Eukaryota; Metazoa; Chordata; Mammalia; Primates; Indriidae. The record is from RefSeq and is a predicted model, not a curated record. Bases 38 to 226 code for a protein of 62 amino acids.